AUGCUUUUUGAUUUUGCUGGCUCGUUUAUCCUGGCGUUACUCAUCGAGAAGCUUUUCAGCCGUCCAGGACCUCAAUCACCUGCAGAUGAUCUGAUAACCAAAAAUCAGAAAUUGCGAGCCGAAGUUCUUGAAUUGAAGUUGGACAACCUGCAAUUCAAGUUGGACAACAUGGAACUGAAGGCAAAAUUGACUGAGAUCUCCAAGCAACAAAACUAG
This is a messenger RNA of Puccinia triticina, 216 nucleotides long. RefSeq lists its product as uncharacterized. NCBI's taxonomy places the organism in Eukaryota, Fungi, Basidiomycota, Pucciniomycetes, Pucciniales, Pucciniaceae. The record is from RefSeq and is a predicted model, not a curated record. Bases 1 to 216 code for a protein of 71 amino acids. The transcript has 3 exons.